This is a messenger RNA of Empidonax traillii (willow flycatcher), 1052 nucleotides long. It is a transcript of the gene MTX1, whose product is annotated as metaxin 1. Gene Ontology annotation, cellular component: SAM complex. The record is from RefSeq and is a predicted model, not a curated record. Gene Ontology annotation, biological process: mitochondrion organization. Bases 1 to 879 code for a protein of 292 amino acids. The transcript has 7 exons. Lineage: Eukaryota; Metazoa; Chordata; Aves; Passeriformes; Tyrannidae.
AUGCGGGGCCGAGCAGGUGCCCCCCAGGCACGGUGCCUGCAGCCCCCACUCCCCCUGCCCACAGGGCACCUGCCCGCGCUGAGGACGCGGGACGAGGGCACCAUCUCCAAAACGCAGCAGAUCAUAACUCACCUCAGGAAACAGAAGUACAACGCCGACUACGACCUGUCGGCCACGCAGAACGCAGACACGCUGGCCUUCGUGUCCCUGCUGGAGGAGAAGCUGCUGCCGGUGCUGAUCCACACGUUCUGGGUGGACGCGAAGAACUACGUGGAGCACACGCGGAAAUGGUACGCGGAGACCAUCCCCUUCCCCCUCAACUUCUUCCUGCCCAACUCCAUGCACAAGCGGCACCUGGAGCGGCUGCAGCUCAUGUGGGGGGACGACUACAUGGAGGAUGAGGAGAAGCUGGAGAAGCAGCUCUACCGGGAAGCUCGGGAAUGCCUGACACUCCUCUCCCAGCGCCUCGGCUCCCAGAAGUUUUUCUUCGGAGACUCGCCGGCCUCCCUCGACGCCUUCGUCUUCAGCCGCCUGGCGCCGCUCCUGAAGGCGAAGCUGCCCAACGGGAAACUGCAGCAGCACCUGAAGUCCCUGCAGAACCUGUGCAACUACUGCACCUCCAUCCUCAGCCUCUACUUCCCCUGGGAUGGAGCUGACCCCCUGGCCGGUGCCCCACGGGCUGCAGGCACGGACAGCAGUGAGGGAGAGGAGGACCCCCACAAACGGCGCAAGCAGCUGCUGUCGGUGCUGGUGGGGCUGGUGGCCAUGCUGGGCUACGCCUUCCUGAGCGGCAUCGUGUCCAUCCAGCGUGGCGGCGUGGGGCCGGCCGGCCGGCAGCCCAUCGCCAUGGAGGAGGAGGAAGAGGAGGGGGAGGAGUGAGGACGAGCUGUGUGACUGUCCCAGACACCUGGAACUGACUGUUUUUACACUGGGAGCCUGGCAGCGUCAUUCCCUGUGGGUGCUCCACUCUCUGUCCCGCCAGGAACCACCACGGCCCUCACUGCAGGAGUGUCCCUGCCACGCCAAUAAACCUCCCUCUUGUCCUCUCAGCA